CCGGAGCCAGCUAUAUUGAUGAAUGUAUGUGAACAUCCAAUCGAGAUUGGUGAAUGCUCGGGGGUGUUCAUGCGAUUUGCCUAUGAUAAGGUCAAUAACGAAUGUCGUCAGUUCACAUACGGUGGCUGUGGCGGUAAUGGCAAUAACUUUGCCACUUUAGCUGACUGUAGAGCAAAAUGUGUUAAAGUGAGUUGCCCACCAGAGCCGCAAUGCGAUCUCAGUCGAUGCCAACUGGUGAACGAUGCACAAGGUUGUUCGUUCUGUAGUUGUCCACCAGACUCUACUCAACCACAGCAGCCCUCACAAGGAUGUCCUCCGAUUGACGUGUUGAUGUGUGCUGAACCAUGCAUUAUCUUCACGAAUCGUCGUGGCUGUCAAGAAUGCGUAUGUCCAGUGCUUCCACCGAACGCUGGUGGACCUGUGCCACCAUCCACUGACCAGCUACCCGCUAACAAUCAAGAAAAUAUCGCGCCUCCAUCACCACCACAAUCACCCUCUCCUCCGUCGCCUCCCGCACCCGCCCAAGAAGAACAUUCGGGAAUACCAAAUGUCGCUGAGAUUACUGAAAGAUGCACACAAAAAGUGGACUCUGGACCAUGCAAGAACUCAGUGAAACGAUUCUAUUUCAAUGUGAACACUGGCACAUGUGACCAGUUCGAGUAUGGCGGUUGUGCUGGAAAUAGGAAUCAUUUCUUCACGUUGAAGGAAUGUGAAUUACAUUGUGCUCGAUUUGCAAGUACGUUUGUUUCAUGA
Anisakis simplex (herring worm) is the source of this 753-nucleotide messenger RNA. The record is from the annotation of a GenBank genome assembly. NCBI's taxonomy places the organism in Eukaryota, Metazoa, Nematoda, Chromadorea, Rhabditida, Anisakidae.